Molecule: messenger RNA, 1569 nt
Organism: Lampris incognitus (smalleye Pacific opah)
Lineage: Eukaryota; Metazoa; Chordata; Actinopteri; Lampriformes; Lampridae
Product: meiotic recombination protein REC8 homolog
Exons: 16
Coding region: 1-1569 (522 amino acids)
Biological process (GO): synaptonemal complex assembly; replication-born double-strand break repair via sister chromatid exchange; mitotic sister chromatid cohesion
Cellular component (GO): synaptonemal complex; cohesin complex
Molecular function (GO): chromatin binding; protein binding
Source: RefSeq, a predicted model, not a curated record
AUGUUUUACUACCCCACUGUCCUGAAGCGCCACACGGGAUGCUUUUCUACAAUAUGGUUAGCUGCGACGAAAGGUAUCAAGAUUACCCGACGGGAUUACCUGAAAGUCAAUGUUACGAGAACCUGUGACGACAUUAUGGAGUAUGUGCUGGUGCGGGUCCCAUCGCCUUGGCCAGGCCAGCCCCGACCUCGAUUUUCCCUCUACCUCUCCUCCCAGCUCCAGUACGGGGUUAUCAUUGUCUACCAUCAUCAGUGUGUCAUUCUACUAGAGGAGACCCAGUCCAUUCUGGACCGGCUGUCCAAGUUCAGGAACACCGAGAUCAACAUGGAGAGUCAAGAAGGCAAAGUUUUAACCAUUCCCGAUGCCUUGUCUCGCCUGGAAGAGACGGAGAGGGCCCUGGAUCCCUUCUUUGGAGUGAUGGACUUCAGCGAGCCCAUAUCCAGUCCAAGUAGACUGAUACAGAUGGGCCAGGAGUAUAUAAGAGGAGAAUCUCCAGAGCACCCAGUGGUUGCCGUCCCACGAGAGGAUAUAAUGACUAUCUUUUCAAAGGCAAUCACCCUAACCGAUAGAGAGCCUGACACAAUACCUACUGCAGAGUUCGAGGGGGUGGACCUUGCUGAUCACGAUAUGGACAUGGUUGACUUCCUGUUGGCUCAGAGUGAUCAAUUUGCAGACGGGAUCCUGCCAUUGCUGCCCACCACUCCCUCCAGUGAGGAGAUCAUGAUGCUGCCACAGGAGGCGCCAAUUCUGCCACCCAGGGAGAGACCCCCAACAGAGGAGGUGACACUAGAGUCUGUAUCCCUGCCUUCCCAUAUUUCUCCAAUUGAGGAUCAGGAAAGACCAACCAAAAGACCAAGAGCCACAUCAACGGAUGUACCUGUUCCAGAGGAGAUGAGGAGGAGGAGGAGGAGGAGGCGGCAGUUGACCUUCUUCGACCCAGAGACCCAGAUAUCUGCGGAUCAGUUACAGAAGCAGAUCAGCAACCCUCUGAUUGAGACUAAGCAGCCUGUCUGCUCCCUGCUUCCAUCCCACUGGAUGCCCCCGGCUGCCAGCCUCCUCAAUGAGCCCUGCGUCUCCUUGCCUGAAGAGCUGCAGUUGCUAUGGAGACGAGCUACGACCAUCACGCCUCUCUCCGGCUCGGACCUGCAGGUUGGGGAGAGAGGGCCUGAAUCAACGGAAUCAGAGGAGAGGGAGAGCGCGGAAGAGGUUGCUGGUCCGGAGGUGCAGGUUUCUAGAGAGUUGGAAGAGUCAGUCCUGCCUCUUCUUGAUACAUCAGAGACGGUCCUGGAAAUGGAGAUGGAGGAGGAGAUGCCUGAGCAUGACAUCGAUGUCGACCUGCUGAACAUGGUUAAGAGGACGAUGCCAGAAGAGGAGGCUGUUGUACUUUUCAGCUCUCUGCUGCCACCACAGGCUGACCGCAGAACUGUCACUAACACCUUUUGGAAGCUUUUAGAGAGUAUAGAGGCCAGGAAGCUGUGCGUGAAGCAGGAUGAGCCUUACGGCAAUAUCUGGAUUUCACCUGGAUCCAGAUAUGAAGAGACGGUGUCAGAUCACGGGACCAGCUCAUAA